Molecule: messenger RNA, 2202 nt
Organism: Scheffersomyces stipitis CBS 6054
Lineage: Eukaryota; Fungi; Ascomycota; Pichiomycetes; Serinales; Debaryomycetaceae
Gene: XKS1
Product: xylulokinase
Exons: 1
Coding region: 281-2152 (623 amino acids)
Biological process (GO): xylulose metabolic process
Cellular component (GO): cytosol
Molecular function (GO): D-xylulokinase activity
Source: RefSeq, a predicted model, not a curated record
AUAGAUCCCUGGAGGAUACCCACAGACAUUACUGCUACUAAUUCAUACCAUACUUGACGUAUAUCUGCGCAUACAUAUCUACCCCAACUUUCAUAUAAAAUUCCUAGAUUUAUUGCAUCUUCUAAUAGAGUCAUUUUUCAGAUUUUUCAAUUUCCAUAGAAAGCAUACAUUUUCAUACAGCUUCUAUUUGUUAAUCGACCUGAUAAUUUUACUAGCCAUAUUUCUUUUUUUGAUUUUUCACUUAAUCGACAUAUAAAUACUCACGUAGUUGACACUCACAAUGACCACUACCCCAUUUGAUGCUCCAGAUAAGCUCUUCCUCGGGUUCGAUCUUUCGACUCAGCAGUUGAAGAUCAUCGUCACCGAUGAAAACCUCGCUGCUCUCAAAACCUACAAUGUCGAGUUCGAUAGCAUCAACAGCUCUGUCCAGAAGGGUGUCAUUGCUAUCAACGACGAAAUCAGCAAGGGUGCCAUUAUUUCCCCCGUUUACAUGUGGUUGGAUGCCCUUGACCAUGUUUUUGAAGACAUGAAGAAGGACGGAUUCCCCUUCAACAAGGUUGUUGGUAUUUCCGGUUCUUGUCAACAGCACGGUUCGGUAUACUGGUCUAGAACGGCCGAGAAGGUCUUGUCCGAAUUGGACGCUGAAUCUUCGUUAUCGAGCCAGAUGAGAUCUGCUUUCACCUUCAAGCACGCUCCAAACUGGCAGGAUCACUCUACCGGUAAAGAGCUUGAAGAGUUCGAAAGAGUGAUUGGUGCUGAUGCCUUGGCUGAUAUCUCUGGUUCCAGAGCCCAUUACAGAUUCACAGGGCUCCAGAUUAGAAAGUUGUCUACCAGAUUCAAGCCCGAAAAGUACAACAGAACUGCUCGUAUCUCUUUAGUUUCGUCAUUUGUUGCCAGUGUGUUGCUUGGUAGAAUCACCUCCAUUGAAGAGGCCGAUGCUUGUGGAAUGAACUUGUACGAUAUCGAAAAGCGCGAGUUCAACGAAGAGCUCUUGGCCAUCGCUGCUGGUGUCCACCCUGAGUUGGAUGGUGUAGAACAAGACGGUGAAAUUUACAGAGCUGGUAUCAAUGAGUUGAAGAGAAAGUUGGGUCCUGUCAAACCUAUAACAUACGAAAGCGAAGGUGACAUUGCCUCUUACUUUGUCACCAGAUACGGCUUCAACCCCGACUGUAAAAUCUACUCGUUCACCGGAGACAAUUUGGCCACGAUUAUCUCGUUGCCUUUGGCUCCAAAUGAUGCUUUGAUCUCAUUGGGUACUUCUACUACAGUUUUAAUUAUCACCAAGAACUACGCUCCUUCUUCUCAAUACCAUUUGUUUAAACAUCCAACCAUGCCUGACCACUACAUGGGCAUGAUCUGCUACUGUAACGGUUCCUUGGCCAGAGAAAAGGUUAGAGACGAAGUCAACGAAAAGUUCAAUGUAGAAGACAAGAAGUCGUGGGACAAGUUCAAUGAAAUCUUGGACAAAUCCACAGACUUCAACAACAAGUUGGGUAUUUACUUCCCACUUGGCGAAAUUGUCCCUAAUGCCGCUGCUCAGAUCAAGAGAUCGGUGUUGAACAGCAAGAACGAAAUUGUAGACGUUGAGUUGGGCGACAAGAACUGGCAACCUGAAGAUGAUGUUUCUUCAAUUGUAGAAUCACAGACUUUGUCUUGUAGAUUGAGAACUGGUCCAAUGUUGAGCAAGAGUGGAGAUUCUUCUGCUUCCAGCUCUGCCUCACCUCAACCAGAAGGUGAUGGUACAGAUUUGCACAAGGUCUACCAAGACUUGGUUAAAAAGUUUGGUGACUUGUACACUGAUGGAAAGAAGCAAACCUUUGAGUCUUUGACCGCCAGACCUAACCGUUGUUACUACGUCGGUGGUGCUUCCAACAACGGCAGCAUUAUCCGCAAGAUGGGUUCCAUCUUGGCUCCCGUCAACGGAAACUACAAGGUUGACAUUCCUAACGCCUGUGCAUUGGGUGGUGCUUACAAGGCCAGUUGGAGUUACGAGUGUGAAGCCAAGAAGGAAUGGAUCGGAUACGAUCAGUAUAUCAACAGAUUGUUUGAAGUAAGUGACGAGAUGAAUCUGUUCGAAGUCAAGGAUAAAUGGCUCGAAUAUGCCAACGGGGUUGGAAUGUUGGCCAAGAUGGAAAGUGAAUUGAAACACUAAAAUCCAUAAUAGCUUGUAUAGAGGUAUAGAAAAAGAGAACGUUAUAGAGU